AUGCACUGCGGAUCCAAGAUGGCGGCCCCCAUGCAGCGGGGCUUGUCCCGGCUCCUGCCGCUCGGGCGGUGGCUGCAGAGUGUAGAACCCUUACUCAGUCCUACCAGACUGACUCGGACCUCACUUGUGGUCCCGGUGAGAACAAAGCGACGGCACUUUAUCCCUCCUGCUGUCAGUGCCAAGCAUAUGACUCGGGACGAGCAUAAGUUGAAAGCCAGGGCUGCAGGCAUUGUGGUCCCUUAUGAGCCCCCAGAACGCCCCAUCAAUCUUGCCUGCACAGCUGGAAUUUUUGACCCCUAUGUGCCUCCUGAGGGUGAUGCCCGCUUGUCUUCUCUGUCAAAGGAGGGGCUGAAGCAAAGAGCGGAGAAGCUGAAGCAGAGUGCCGCUUCACAAUUAGCAAUCCCAAAGGUAAAAGAGUAUGAUCCUGACUUCAGCACUAAAACGUUCCCCGAGAAGGCCCAGGAGAUAUUCAUUGAAGCUCACAAUUGCCUGACAAAUUUCAACAAGCAGAAACUUCACUCCCUGGUGACUGAACGCUGCUACCCGGAAAUGGUGCGUGGGAACAGAUACAAUACCAUCCGCUGGAGCUUUGUGGAGUCGCUGGAGCCUCCCAGGGUGGUUCAGAUUCGAUGCCCAAAUAUGGUGAACAAGGGCAACCUGUAUGCACAGGUGACAGUCCGCAUGCACACCCGACAGACCUUGGCUAUCUAUGACCGGUUUGGACGGCUGAUGUACGGCGGGGAGCAGGUGCCGAAAGACGUCUUGGAGUAUGUCGUAUUCGAGAGGCACCUGGUCAACCCUUAUGGCUCUUGGAGGGUACACGGCAAGAUAGUGCCAGCCUGGGCUCCGCCCCAGGACCCCAUUAUCAAGACGGUGAUGGUCCCUGGCCCCGUCCUGGACCCCUCGCAAGAAUUCGAUGAGAUCCAGUAUGAAAUUCCAAAGCCCAAACAGACGCAGUGGUACAAAUAACGGUGGAUGGAUGGAGCAGCGACGGGGUUUGCCUCAGUGGGUGGUGCCUACCCCUGGAUUCUGUGAUUCUGAGCCCCCUGCUCUCCUCCCUUGCUCUGUGCCCCGAUAGUCCCAAUAACAAUCUGUGGGAGGCGAGCGUCAAACUCUCCCGCUCGAAUGUUGGAAACCAAGCUGUCGAUUGCCAUCCACCCGGCUUGCACCCAGAAACGGGGAGCUCCCGGAUGGGAUUGUAAUACUGCGCCUGUAAUGUAAUAAAUCUCCACUGGCUCGUUGACCCGGAAA
Emys orbicularis (European pond turtle) is the source of this 1251-nucleotide messenger RNA. RefSeq names its product mitochondrial ribosomal protein L45 (gene MRPL45). The record is from RefSeq and is a predicted model, not a curated record. Bases 1 to 969 code for a protein of 322 amino acids. Lineage: Eukaryota; Metazoa; Chordata; Testudines; Emydidae. Gene Ontology annotation, cellular component: mitochondrion. The transcript has 9 exons.